This is a messenger RNA of Aspergillus brunneoviolaceus CBS 621.78, 839 nucleotides long. RefSeq lists its product as uncharacterized. Lineage: Eukaryota; Fungi; Ascomycota; Eurotiomycetes; Eurotiales; Aspergillaceae. The transcript has a single exon. The record is from RefSeq and is a predicted model, not a curated record. Bases 133 to 687 code for a protein of 184 amino acids.
AGCUAGUAAUUGAGUACCUAGGUACUGUACGUACUUUCUUACCUAGUACCAAACUUAUCUAUCUCAGCUACUCCGUACACUUCAAGACACUUCCGCUCCUGGUAAUGGACGGACAACCCUGAGCUCAUUGGAAUGACAGCCCUUCGUUGGCGCUCCUGUCUAGGCCAUUCCCGACAUUACCUAGGUAUCAAGUACUCGAGUCUUCGACUGUCCACCAGUCAGUCGGAUCUUUACGCGUGCCAGGAUCGUGGCGUCGACGCGCUGACCUGCCUACCCUUGAUUCCUGCAUCUCGUGGCUGCUCCAAUCAUUGCCGCAUUUCAGGCUCGCGCGCGCCAAACCCCCGACGAUCGGCCCUGCGUGAGCCAUGCAGCCCAUCAUGGAUGACCAUUCAACACUCUGUUGCAGGAGAAGAAAUCAGUCAUUCAUCCACUCAUCCCAUUUCCCCCUCAUGCAUACUCUGCGCGUCGCCGUCCUUGCAGCGCCAGCCUUUUUUUUCGUUGCGCGCAUACUCUGUCUCCUCUCCUCAACUAAACCCACCCACCCCCUCUUCUAUCCUGCACCACCACCCUAGGGCUUUUCCUUAUAUCAAGCCCUCUUCGCUGGACGGUUCAAGGUGCUCUCUUUUUUCGAUAUCGUCAACAGUUCCAUUCCUUUUUUCCAACCGGGGUUUCACCACUACUACCUAAAUUAAUCUCAUCGUCUCAGUCGGUCUCUCUCUUUUACACUUUUCCUCCAAAUACUUCCGGCAUCCACUUGGUGUCUCAAAGCGUGUCUCAGUCCCGGUCACCCAUCGCACCCCCAUAGCGAUCGCUCCCCAACUACAGUUGACGCGACAACC